AACCCUAAUCAAGCUCGCCAAAUACUGUGGUUAUUUUUCAGAUAAACUUGCAUCAUUCAAGUAAACAGAUGAAUUACAAGCAAUAGGCUACUAUUGAACAUAGUAUAACCAAGGAAUAAUGGAAGCAGAAGCUGCAGAUCAGGGAUCUGUUCCUGUAAAACAAGAUAAAGGACCAUCUCCUGUACAGCAAGAGAAAGGCUCUUCACAGAAACAAGGGAAGGCGUCAGGAAAAGGGCCAGCAACAAAAGAGUCAGGGAAGAAAAAAGAAAAACAAGCAGACAAAAGUGCUAAACAACAAUCUGUGCCAAAAGGAACUAAGCCUGGUUCAGAACCUAAGGAAGGGAGCAUGGCUAGCAGUGGAGACGGGGGCCAACAGCUAACCAAAGCUCAGCUUAAAGCAAUGAGACGAGAAAAACAGGAAGCCCAAAGGGCUGCGAAGACUAAGGCCAAAGAUGAUAAGACAACAGCUGCCGCUCAGAAGAAAGAGCAAGCUGUACGCGUGCCGGAUAGCGUGAAGGCAGAUGUCCCAGAGACGCAGAAACGAGUGGCAAAGAAACUUGAAAAACAAAUGAUACCGAAGAGAACAUCAGCACAGAGAAAAGUUAGGCUGUUUAAUCAUCUACAGCAAUAUGAGAGAGAAGUCUCACUGACACAGUCUCUACAAUUUUCAAGUGGAGGGAUCCAUCCAGCUGUAAUACGUCUAGGACUACAAUAUGCUGAGGGUGUGAUCAGUGGAUCUAAUGCUCGAUGUAUAGCUCUUUUAGCCGCACUAAAGAUGGUGAUAAAUGACUACAGCACUCCUCCGAAAGAAGAACUAUGUAGAGAUCUUGCAAAUAAAAUCAAGCCAUAUAUAAGUUUUCUGAACCAGUGCAGGCCACUGUCAGUGAGUAUGGGAAAUGCCAUCAAGUAUGUAAAGUGGCACAUUGCUCACACUCCGGGCAGUCUAAGUGACACAGAAGCAAAAAAGCAGUUGUUCGAUGCAAUAGAUGACUUCUUGAAAGAGAGGAUCUUAGUAGCAGCGGAGGCCAUCUCAACGGAAGCCUCAUCUAAAAUCUCCGAUGGUGAUGUCAUUCUUGUUUAUUCAUGUUCAUCAUUAAUAAGAAGAGUGUUAUGUGAUGCACACAAACAGGGGAAACAAUUUAGAGUUAUUGUUGCUGACAGUAGACCGAAAAUGGAGGGGAAAGAAUGUCUCAGAAGGCUGGUCAAGGAGGGAAUCAAAUGUUCAUAUGUACUAAUAAAUGCUGUGUCCUAUGUCAUGUCAGAGGCAACAAAAGUGUUUCUAGGUGCUCAUGGUUUACUGGCCAAUGGUUUUGUGAUGUCCAGGGUGGGCAGUGGCCUAAUUUCGUUGAUUGCCAAAGCCAGUAAUGUACCAGUGCUAGUCUGCUGUGAGACGUAUAAAUUCUGUGACAGGGUGCAGACAGACUCUUUUGUAUUCAAUGAACUAGGUGAUCCUGAUGACCUUGUUGACAUUGGUAAACAAUCACCAUAUCUCUGGGACUGGAGAGACUACAAUUCACUGACAUUGUUAAAUCUUGUGUUUGACUUUACCCCUCCGGAGUUUGUUACUACGGUGAUUACAGAACUGGGAAUGAUUCCGUGUACAUCAGUCCCUGUUGUACUGAGAAUGAGACAAGCUGAGACAAAUGAAACUUAGAGAAAGUGAAUAAUCAUCUGUCACAUAAUUUUUCUGUGCUAAGUAAAGUGCUGAGAUGGGGCUGUCAUAGAAACAAUAUUGAUAUUUAAUGGGUUCGUGUAAUUUAAUUUAUCAGGUACGUGUUAACAGUUAUGUCAAGAGGUUAAUGCAAAAAGGUACCAUAACCUUCUUUAACUAUCAGCACUUGGUACUUUUUUUGCAUUUACCCCACAAAUACGGUUUAUUGUACCAGUUCACAGGGUAAUAUAAUUAUGUAUUGUACUUUCUAGAAAAUGUUGACAGGUAUGUUGAAGUAUUUUUGGUUCCUUGUCAGUAUAGGUAAAAAAUGACAAUAAGAAAUACAUAUAGAAAUAUAAACCCUGUAAAUGAUUAACUACAUGUGAAUGAGUAAUCUUUCAGUCACUCUUGAAGUGGCAAGUAACAGUUUCCGAAGUUUUGGUAAUUAACACAUAGGGGUAGUAUAUAUUGGGUGACAUUUUGAUAAAUCAUCUUUUUUGUUUUCAUGUAAAUCAAUAGAAAUUACUCCAUCAAUGACAGCCCUACUGAUAAGAAGUUAACUUUAAGUAUUCAGUGAAAAUUAUUUCAGAUUUUUUAAAAAUCAACCAUUACGUGGAAAUUCAUGAGUGAAAUGCUUUUGACAUACUUUUUCUUUAUUUCUAUCACUGAUGAAAGUGGAAAUACUGCUAAUUAAGCACUGAUGAGAAGUGCUAGUGCUGGUGUUAACUUGAAAUAAAUAAACAUUGAAAAUGAA
Molecule: messenger RNA, 2405 nt
Organism: Mercenaria mercenaria
Lineage: Eukaryota; Metazoa; Mollusca; Bivalvia; Venerida; Veneridae
Product: translation initiation factor eIF-2B subunit delta-like
Exons: 12
Coding region: 119-1654 (511 amino acids)
Source: RefSeq, a predicted model, not a curated record